AAUGGCGCAAGUACGGCCUACGGUUCCCGGGCGCCGCUCCUCUCUGCGCGCGCGUUCGAAAGCAAGCUCAGCCAGCAACUAUCGCAAUCCCAAAGUCAACCAGACAAUGUCACAAUAUCACACGAAUAUAUGCCACGGUCACCUAAAGCACGCUCUCUCUCCGAUGUCUCUCGUCCGACAGCUCUGGCGCAACCCUCUUCGGGGGACUUAAAUCGACCUCCGAGUAAGGACGACAGCGCCAUCCCAUCGGUACCAGCAACGCCGAGUAGGUCGACAAUGCACCAGCCAAACUUCUCAUUGCAUCUCAACUCCAGAGCUGGCGUGUCCCCAACCGUUGCAAGUCGUGCACCCCUUUCGCCCAAACUCGACCCUACCCAGGCUGCAUAUGGAUCGCCUGGCUCGGUCCUGCCACGCCGCUCGCGCGGCCUUGAUUUCUCACGCGCGUGUACCAACCUACACCACUCAACUCUUGCACAAUCAUCUCCUGAGUCCUCCCCUACUGUUGGGGGGCGAGGUAUGAUGAUUCCGCAGCGGCGCAGCUCCCCAGGUUUGACUUCUGGGCCGCCUUUCUCGGCCUCGGGCCCCGCAGACCGCACCGGAAUCUCAAGUUCGGUCUCAAGUGUGAACAUGUUGGAAUCGGACACCAGUAGUAGUGAGGACGACGAGGAUGCCAUGAUGGGGGAUCGCGACGACAUGAUGCUGAGCACGCCGCAGGCGGCGAGGAUGAGCGCCGCGUCUAGCCUUUUUGCAACCGGACCUACUCACAGCCCGGGCAACGAAUGGAUGGGCAAUUACUCACAGGCCACGGCAAGUCUCAUGAGCUUCCAGCGCGCCCGCAUUCACAAGGGCCGCAGUCGCCACAGUUCAAGCAGUGCCAGUGGGAACAGCUCCAAGCCCAGUCCUGGGCCUCAUUCUCCUCCGGUGAUGAAAAGCGUGGAAAACCCGGGAGCUGGGUAUUUUGCACCCCGGCACUCUAUCAAUGCUCGUCGGGAGUCUCUUAGUCUGGGCACUCGGGAUCUGCGACUGUCGGAUCUCAGCGAUGAUGGCGAGAACCGUGGGCUUCGAGGCGGCAGUCCUCUUAGCGGCUCACAUCCGGAGGGUGGCCCGUUAGGCGUGAUUCGAAGAGCAGUGACACGUCGUGGGAGUCUUUUGCCUAAAACAAAGACCUUUGCACGGAUUCGGGCUGCCUUGAUGGAAGAAGGCGCCCCAGUCGAUAGUGAUAUGAAGCGCGAAGCAGAGGUUAUCCGGCAGGUCCGUGACACUGAACCCGACACCUCCCCUACGUUGCGUGCGGUCCCAUCGCCUGGUCCCCCGCAGCCAGGAGCGGGCGCGUUCGAUAUGGACACUAUCGAUGCCGCCGCGAAGCCCGGCACGUCAACGGCGCCGGCCAACAGUUUCAGUAAGCAUGCGAGUCAAAACUCUGGUGGAGUCGAUUUUUGGAACUCCAUGGAUGGACGUUAUCGCACCCCGCCCCCUAGCCGACAAUCGGCGUUCCCUGCGGAUGAUGACAUCCCAAUGGACAUGACGCCCUCCACCACCUUAGGCUCCGCAGCCGACUCCAAGCAGCGUUCCCAAUCUUCAACCCCGUAUGCCUCGGGAGUGACUGCGAUUGGCGAGAUCUGUCGCAAACGCCGCCGAGAUGAUGAUCUGGAUCCAAACCUCUUCAAAAGACGGGCGGUCUCGCCCAGCGUGAGCGCACAAGGAAGUCCUGUCUUGACACACUCGUCAACGAUUGACACCAACGCUCCCAAUAUCUGGGGUCCUCCGACUAAGCUUGGCCCGCCCUUUUCAGAACGUUCAAUCGGGGACCAAGUCAAUGGCAACGGCAACAGCGGCGUGGCAGGUACUGCAACCACGCCCAAUGCCAAUCGAACCAGCUUCCAUGCAGGGUCGACGAAGCGUGUGGGCUUGCAGGGCAUGACUGAAGCCAGUGAUGGAUUUAUGAACAUGAGCAUUGAGUGA
This is a messenger RNA of Penicillium diatomitis, 1962 nucleotides long. RefSeq lists its product as uncharacterized. The record is from RefSeq and is a predicted model, not a curated record. The transcript is spliced from 2 exons. Gene Ontology annotation, cellular component: site of double-strand break. NCBI's taxonomy places the organism in Eukaryota, Fungi, Ascomycota, Eurotiomycetes, Eurotiales, Aspergillaceae. The annotation marks the transcript as partial.